AUGGGCUCCGCCGCCGCAGGAGAUAACAAUGGAGGAGGCCGCCCCAGGUCCUCAGUCCUGAAGAGCUUCAUCCACCGCCGUAACCAGUCCGAAGGCUCUGCACUCUUGACCUCCCCGCCCUCCGUCCAGGUCACCACCACCCCCGCACAACACAUCCAGACCACCUACGCCCAACUCGAAGGCAGAAUGCCGCCCCCUCCUAUCCGCACCGAAGGCCUGGGGGCCCUCGGCGAGCUGAACAAUAACUUCCAGAAGGACCCCGUACCGCGUUCCCCCCGCAAGGACGACGACCGUGACCGCUCGCGCUCCCCGACGAAGUCCACCUUCGGCAACAUGUCCUUUAAGUCUUUCGCCAAGGACGCACGGAAAUCACGCGACGUGUCCCCCGAGAAGCCCAAGAAGACGAAAUCGAGCACGAACCUAACAGGUUUCCUGUCACGGCCCCGGUCGGCCAUAUCCCUCAACAAGAACCCGAAGGAGGAGGAGGAGGAGGAGCGUCGCUCGGCUAAGGACAAGGAGAAUCGCACGCCUCCGAGCUCGACGUCGAGCGCGGACAUGACGGGGCCGGCGCCGCCAAUCUACGCACAGUUCUGCAGCCAAGACCUUGGGAACAAUGGGUUGCGCGGCAUGACAUCCUUCGAUGCGGGUAGCGGGCGAUACGGAAGCGAUGCCUCGAGCGAGGUGAAGAAGCAAAGGCCAAAGUCCUACCAUCCAUCCACCGCUGUAUCCGAGGCAAAAUCGACAUCCGACCUGUGUAGCGGGUUGACGACGAACGGCCGCGCACCCUCUGCCUCUGAAAGAAUCAAAAGCAAGGUACAGCGGCCGAAGCUCUUCACGGCCUUUUCCGCCAUGGGCCACAGUACAAAGUCCAAGGGGUCCGAUGCCUCUUCCGACAAGACCAUCGACCCCAACGAGAUCGAUUCUCAUCUGGAGGCCAUGCUUGAUCGGCGCAACAUUCCCGAGAACCAGCGCUACAAAAUGCGUAACCUGGCAGACACCAUCAAGAUGGAAUUUAUCCGACAGGAUUGGGCAGAGAUGGCUGCCAAGGAGCAGGCAGGUACCGCCGAAAGCAACGAGUCCGCCUCCGCCGUGACUGGAGGUUCAGAUCGCGAAGAGACACAGUCUAAGCGCUCGAGGGGCAGAAGCUUCACGCUCUCGCGCAAGAAGGACCCUGCUUCCCCAACCAAGAAGUCCAAGGGCGAUGGGAGCACCAUCGGUCGCCACUUCCGAAGCAAGUCCUCCGACAGCGUAGUGAGCGACCGGCCCGUGUCGGCAAGUUCCACGGCGAGCAACGGCAUUCUUUCGAAGAUCAAGUUCGGCCAGGGGCCGGGCGACUACGUCUCGUAUCUACGCAAGGUGCAGAAGCCUGAACUGGUUGAGGUCGGGAAGCUGCACAAACUCCGGCUGCUCCUGCGCAACGAGACUGUUUCGUGGACGGAGGACUUCAUUCGCCAAGGUGGCAUGGAAGAGAUUGUCGGGCUGCUGAACCGGAUUCUUGAGAUCGAGUGGAGGGAGGAACACGACGACGCCCUACUCCACGAGAACCUACUAUGCUUGAAGGCCCUCUGCACGACGGCACUGGCUCUACAAUAUCUCCACUCCAUCCACGACGACCUUUUCCCCAAGCUCCUCCACAUGCUGUUCGACCCCGAAAAGAAGGGUCCCAGUGAGUUUACUACACGCAACAUCAUCACAUCAGUGCUAUUUACGUAUAUUGAAACGGCUUCUCCCGCGGAGCGGGUUGCUCGCGCUCAAAAGGUGCUGUCGUUCCUGCGGAAUCCCCAGCCCAAAGAGGAAGAGAAGCCAGUCGGCUUCGUGCUGGAAAUGCGAAAAGAGCGCCCUUACACCGUCUGGAACAAGGAGGUGGUCAGCGUCACAAAGGAGGUCUUUUGGAUCUUCCUGCACCACCUCAACGUCAUCGCCCUGCCAUCCGAGAUGUCGACCAAGGGCGGCGCGCCGCUCAGCGCCAUCACGAACGGCGCCCAAGAACCGUACGGUUUCAUGAGCAGGCACUUCCCCUCGGAGAGACCGCCCGUUCCGGCGGCGCCUUAUGUCGGCGGAGUUGAAUGGGACGCGACCAACUAUCUCGCCUCGCACCUCGACCUCAUGAACGCCAUCAUCGCGUGCACGCCGACAGCGGCGCAGCGCAACAACCUGCGCAACGACCUGCGGAUCUCGGGCUGGGAGAAGGUUCUCGGCGGCAGCCUACGGCUCUGCAAAGAAAAGUUCUACGGCUGCGUGCACGAGGCCCUCCGGUGCUGGGUCGCGGCCGCCACCGAGGACGGCUGGGACGCGCGGGACGUGCGGUACGGCCCGCCGCCCGAGUCACGGAACACUAGCCCUGCGAAGAAGACCAACGCGGCCCAGAAGGCCAAGGCACCCGAGGUAGCGCCCAAGAUCGAGAUGCCCAAACUAGAUUUCGGGCUCGACAACCACCGCGUCACGCCGGUCAGGGAGAGGGAUGUCUGGCUGUCGUGA
Molecule: messenger RNA, 2478 nt
Organism: Colletotrichum navitas
Lineage: Eukaryota; Fungi; Ascomycota; Sordariomycetes; Glomerellales; Glomerellaceae
Product: GTPase binding protein Rid1
Exons: 2
Coding region: 1-2478 (825 amino acids)
Biological process (GO): actin cytoskeleton organization
Molecular function (GO): actin binding; small GTPase binding
Source: RefSeq, a predicted model, not a curated record